This is a messenger RNA of Leptopilina boulardi, 1403 nucleotides long. RefSeq names its product tetra-peptide repeat homeobox protein 1-like. Lineage: Eukaryota; Metazoa; Arthropoda; Insecta; Hymenoptera; Figitidae. The record is from RefSeq and is a predicted model, not a curated record. The coding region runs from base 225 to 620 and encodes 131 amino acids. The transcript has 4 exons.
UAAAAGAAAGAUAUAUCUUAAUGGCAUGCAGUUAAAAUUAUAUAUUUUUCUAUCUUUAAAUUUCAAAUUUAUGUAUUUUUAAAAACAAAGUUUAGUAAUAGUAAAAUUUCUCAUUUUCUUAUAUAGGUGAUUCUACAAACGAGUGAAUUUUGACUGAACAAAGAAGCAUUUUCGCAUAAAUAAACCGACAGCAAACACGACAAAUACUAUUUAAGUAAGGGACAAUGUAUAACAAAAUGAAUAAAUCUCAAUUAUUUUCCAUAUUGUUUGGAAUUUUGCUUAUUACCUUGAUUUCUUCUGAUGCAAGGCCCAGCAAAUGUUCAUUAAGAAUUAAGCAAGAUUUAGAAAUCACAACAGGCAACUCAACAAAUUGUAAUGGGGCACAAGUAUCAAUACCAGCACCAGUAGAAGUACCAGCACCAGUACCAGUACAAGUACCAGCACCAGUAGAAGUAUUAGCACCAGUACCACUACAAAUACCAGCUCCAGUAGUAGUACCAAUACCAGCACCAGUAGUAGUACCAGCAGCAGCACCAGUACCAAUACCAGCAUCAGUACAAGUACCAUUAUCAGCACGAGUACUAUUAUUAUUACCACCACCAGUUUUAGUAUCAUUAUAAUAUGUAUUAUGAUUGUACUAAUUAUUAUUUGAUUACAUUAUUAUAUGUUUAAUUAAUCUUUUUUUAUUAUUACUUUUGUAUAGGUUAUGGGUAAUCGAUAGUAAAACUCGAGUGGUGAAACGCCUUGGCUUGCGGUCACCGAGGUUAAGCACAUCUAAUCACGAUUAGUACUUGGAUGGGUGACUGCCUCGGUACCCGCUAUUGGCGAUUCAAACAGCUACACUAGCGCCACAGUUGAACUAAUUUAGGUGUGACUCGCUCUAAAGCAGUCUCUGUUUUGACAUUUUAUUUCAAAUUAUUUAAUUAUUCUGAUAUUUUUAUUGCGUUUGUAAAAUUAUUUUUAAGCGUUAAAUAAAAAAAAAUAAUUUAAAACACAUGGAGUGCUACAGAGCGAGUCACACCUAAAUUAGUUCAACUGUGGCGCUAGUGUAGCUGUUUGAAUCGCCAAUAGCCCUGGUGUUUUCGCUGCAAUCAAGAUAUAUUAAGCGAGAGGUUUGACGUCGCGUCGAGGAUAUGUUUGUGCAUUUGGAUGACUAUUUAAAUGUACAUUCAUGACUCGACAGUCUAUAAACCGGCUGUAUUCAGUAGAGGUUUUCCGUAGUUUUCCUCUACUCUGAUCAAAAUAGGGUCAGGCAAAUGCGAGUACUUCUAAUAAAAGUCGGCUACGACAACCGCAAUUUGGGGUUUUGACAUUACAGGAUUUAUAUUUUUUUGGUUUAUUCUAUUUUUAAUUGUUCUUCUUAUGGUUUUCUUGUGACAAUAAAUAAAUUGUAAUUAAAAUAA